This is a messenger RNA of Anopheles nili, 4741 nucleotides long. It is a transcript of the gene stai, whose product is annotated as stathmin-1-A. Gene Ontology annotation, cellular component: neuron projection; cytoplasm. The record is from RefSeq and is a predicted model, not a curated record. The coding region runs from base 1 to 900 and encodes 299 amino acids. NCBI's taxonomy places the organism in Eukaryota, Metazoa, Arthropoda, Insecta, Diptera, Culicidae. The transcript is spliced from 6 exons. Gene Ontology annotation, molecular function: tubulin binding. Gene Ontology annotation, biological process: regulation of microtubule polymerization or depolymerization; microtubule depolymerization; neuron projection development.
AUGCUGAUUGGAUUAGUGCGAGAUUCCGUGAUGCAGUGCUUCUGCCAUACGUGCCGAGCACCGGUGCUGCCGGCAGUCAAUCGACGAUCUGCUCCCACAAAAAAGCCAACCAAAACUCGGACCAAACAGCCAAAAUCGUCCAAAAAAGUGAAGUUCAUAACCACUGAAAUCCGUUGCCAGGAAAAAUCGAAGGGAGGUCUAUGCUAUGAGGUGAUCCUGGCUGAACCGGCCGUAAAUGUGGCACAACCGAAGCUAGCUCCUGUACCGGGCAAAAAUGUGUCCGCCGAGGAAAUUGAGGAAAAGUUGAAGGCAGCGGAAGAGCGCCGGCUGUCCUUGGAGGCAAAGAAGAUGGCCGACUGGUCGGCAAAGAUGGCUAAAAUUGAGGAGGCUUCCCGUAAGAAGGACGAACUAGACAAGGAGUUCAAAACGCACGCCAAGGAGGUGUUGCACACCAAAAUGGAGCAGUACGAGGAAAAGCGAGAACAACAACUAUCGGAAAUCAAGGAAAAGCUAAAGACGCACGCGUCCGACAUUGAGAAAACGCGACAGAGUCUGGAGCAGCAGAAGGUGGAGGAAUUGCAGAAGCAUCUUGAGGAUAAACUGAGAAAUGCUGCUACUCUUCGUGAUGAUAACAUCAAGAAAAUUUUGGAUCGACUAAAGGAGCACAACACAGAUAAGUUAAAUGAAGUUCGCGCAACCGUCGACCAGAUCGAAGCACUUAAGACCACCGAAAAGACGCGUAUCAUCGAAAAUAAGCUGUCCACUGCCGAGCAAAACCGUGAAAAGGAGCUCCAGAAGAAAUUGGAAAACAUUCGCAAGCACGAACGACGUGCCGAGCUAGUUCGUCAGAACAAGGCGGCCCUGGCGCAGAAGACAGACGUAACGGCGUCGUCAGGCUAAGCAUAAUUGGUAUUACUUCGGUUCAACGUGUAAGCAGCAAAGCAUGCAUAGAAAAUAAACAACAGCUUAAAAUGGACACGAUCACGAAGUUGAGGCAUAAGUAUCCAACUAUGAAGCGACCACUGAAGCAGGCCAUGCCGUGAUAUAACAAUGUCCGACCCUGAAUUUUGAUUUUUUAUAUUUGAACUAUACUUUUGUCUUGUUUGCAACGCUGCUUUAGUAGAUAAUGUUGAGCCAUUAAAUCAGAAAAAUAAAUUUACCAAAUCAAAAAAAUCAUAUGAAAAGAUCCCAACAGAAACCGCGAGAAGCAGUUGUAGGUAAACGCCAAUGAUCUAUUAAAAAAAGUAAGUGAACAACAAGCACACGGAAAUCUUGAACCAUGUAUGAAUGUAUCAUUGCAGAUCAACAUGAUCCAAAAAAAGCAUACUAACAUAAUGAAACGUAAAUUUAUUAUUGAACUACUAACACACGUGCAUUGCAGUCAGAUAGAUAGUUAGAUAUCGAACGUCAACUUGUAGCUGGAUGGUAAUCGGUGUAACUUCCUAAGCAUCAGUUGAACUGUAGAUCAUUUUUUUGUUUCCUUUUUUUAUAAUGAAAUCCCAUCCAUAUGUAACACGAGUGGCCCCGGGUAUCCUUAGUACAUUUACGACAAGUUGAAGGGCAAAAUGAAUUUACUUGUGUUUGACACACGGGCAAACAAACCGAUUGUGUUUAUCAAAUCAGCACAAAUGUUGAAGACGCUAGGCAUGAAGGUGUAAUAUGCUCCGCGCUUAGUAUGUGCUUCUCUAACGGCUCAAAUGAUGCGAAACAUGCUGAUUGCAUGCUGUUAAUGCACGAUCUUGAAUCUGGAAGCAAGAAUCAUGAAAGAAUGCACUGCCCUGAUUGAAUAAGAGAGAAAAACAAUCUUUAAGAUCUGCAGAAAUAUCCAAGGAUGUUCAGAAUACGUGAUGCAGCUAGGACGCAACUAACAGUAAAUGCACCGAAAUAAGAAUUCAUAAAAGAGAUACUAACAGGAAGUAGAAAUAGAGCAUGCAAAAGAAGCUAAAUAAACACACCACUAAAUGAAGCAAAUAUUUAUUCACUCCCACUUCCUUUUCUCACUACAUAAAGUCUACAGAUACAAAAACGUAUAUAUGCAUAUAUUAGAUAAACAUCUAUAGAGCAAUGGUUGCGACCGGGGGUCAGCUUUUCGGAACUAAGGAAACGAGAACGUGACAGUUGUGGAUCAUAAUCAGUAAGACGAAAGAAGCUAAGAGCUUAUUUUCUGCGCUCUGUUCAAAACGGUCCAAAUCUGUGUGAAUACAUGGUUAGACUUUGUGAAACGCGAACAUGAAUCAUGAACGAACAAACAUUUAAUCGAAACAUGUUAAGAACUCUCGUUCUUCCACACGACCAAAAGGAAGAAUUCGCAGCAAUGCGAAAUAAGGUAUGGAAUUGAAAGAUGUAGUUUGGUUGCACGAGCACAACUACACGAAUUUACGCGAAUCGAUAUUUGAACGAAAUUUUCCGAUGCCUGUUUGAUGCUACCCAAAAAAUCCUAAUUUCUCUUAUGUUCGCAGCUUGUAAAUGAUAAUCGUGAAAAGCGAAACAAUGGUUAGCUUCAGGAUGGAGAAAAUGUCCAAUGGCGAAGAUUUCAGUGUUGUGUUGGCUCUAAGCAAAAACCAGAGAAAUUACAAAAGAGAAGCGAAACUUGGUAAAGUGGACUCGAUGCUAAAUAUCUUACUGAAAGCAAGAGGAAAAACGCAACAAAACGCAAGCUAAACCACAGGCGGAUACGCUACAAGAGCUAGCAUGGAUGUAGAAAGGAUAUCGCAAAUGAAUUAAAGUAACAGCCAGCAAAAAACGCAUUAUACAUAUAUCGCCUCUGUGCCGCUAUUUAUACAUUUAUUCUAACAAAAAGAAGGCAAGCCAAGAAGGGAGAGACGUGUCUGAAAAUGCAUAAGAAACUAACCAACAAGAACAGCACGGCUAAUGGCGUUCGCUUGCUCCCUCUUGCGACUUGGCAUGAGUUUGAAAAAGUAAUUAUACGCGCAGCAUUAAUGAAUGGAAAGUGCUAGUUUAUUAUACAAAAUAUUAGUACACCCGUAUAUACAUAUUAAAGCAUAUAUUUACAAGUUUCUUUACGCUUUUGUGAGAGCAAACAGAUGGAAGGACAAGAUACGAACUUGCGGUGGGCAGGGAUUAGGUAAGAAUGAACAGAAAGUUGAGCUAUCGUGUCACGCUGAUAAAAAAAGUGCUUUGCUAAAGAAAAUAACGUCGGAGGAAAUCGUUCUAUCGCUUGUUCUUCCAUUCGUAAAUGGGAGGAAACGGAGCGAAGGAAAUGUUUUCCGGAGUGCAAAAAAAAAAGGCUGCUGCUUUUUGGUAAGCGUUUCUUUUUUGUUUCAUAUUUUCUCUCUAGCGUUUUCGGCCGCUCCUGUUGUUCUCGUCCAUUUGGUAGAGUGAUCAUUUCUUGGCGCACACGUGCGCGCAAAACCACAUCUAUCACUCCCGUGUGGGACGUCGCUUAGCCAAGAGAGGGAAGGGAGGAACAAUUUAUGGAAAAUCGCCUUUUGUGUAGUAACUAACAAGUGCAUAAGUGUAGAAAGUGUGUGAUAUGAGCGCAGCGUGCAAUGUGAUGUCUGAUUCCAAAAUCUGUGCUUCGCAUCGUCAUAAAAAAAGGAGAAUGGAGAAUGAGACGAUAUUUCAGUAAAGUAAAUAACACCGAUCGAACAGGAUCAAUCUGAUACUCUAAACAAGCAAACGCUACUAGGGAGGUGCUUUAAUUUAAUUUUCUUUGCCAACAUUACGUUUGAAUGUUUUUGAAUUAAAUAAAAAACAAACACGUUAACGCAUUCAGUUUUUCAUACAAAAUUCAGUUUAUUUGUGAAAAACAAUUCAGCUUUUUGUUGUUGCUUCGCAAUUCCAUUUGUUUUUCUUAACUGUACGGUUUCUAGAUGUGACUGGCUAGUGUUGGUUUCGGUUAGAUCGCUGGAAAUAAAACACGCCGUAACACGCUACGAUCGAGAAUGAUUGAUUUUUAUAUGCCCAAAAAAUGUCGCAUUUGAACUUGAUUCAACUUUUCUGCACAUUGAAGAAAAAGAUCGCGUGUAAAAAUCAAAAUAUGCGAUAAAUGUGACGAAUUUUUUGUACAUCCCUUUCAGAGGAGCGAAGAUCAUUAGAGAGAUGCAUUUGAGAUUACGUUCGAAUCAUCUCUUCGCGAAUGUUGAUUGUUCGACACAUUCUUGACUAGUGAAUCCUGCAAAAAUCCCAUAAUGGUGACAGAAGCAAACCGUUGAAAAGAAAGCUCAAACACACGCUGUAAGCGCUAUCAUAGCACAAAGUACAUGGCAGCAUGCAACUAAGCAAGCAGAUAGCAGCGUAUGAAAGAGGGAUAGCUAGUACUACAGCAUAAUAUGCAAACGCAGAAAGUCCCGAAGUUAAGCGGAACAGAAUGCACUGCGAUUGGGCUUUCUUUUUCAAGCGAAUGCCCAGCAUAACAAACGCACACACAGAUACACAACAGGACCCAAGUAGAACCGAUCGCAGCAAUGUGCUAUGCAAAAUUGCGCCAUCGCCAACAGAAUUAUCCUUACGUACGAGAGAGAACAAAAAGCCAACAGGAGAAAGCAAGUGGAAGCGAUAAACGCACCACUGCGGAACGAUCAAGAAACGAAAAAUAAUGAGCUGAUGUGGGGAAACCCCUAUGGCAAGACAAAAUAAAGCAAAUCAAAUCCAACCAAAGGCCGAUCUGGUCGUGAUGGUGGACGAUAAACAAAGCAGGAUAGGUGCAACAAAAACGCAUAUAUAAAAACCAAACUUGAUUUCCGAAUAAAGACAAUGGAGCAGAAAAACCAAUACAAAA